This is a messenger RNA of Diuraphis noxia (Russian wheat aphid), 705 nucleotides long. Its product is annotated as ribosomal RNA processing protein 36 homolog. Gene Ontology annotation, biological process: maturation of SSU-rRNA from tricistronic rRNA transcript (SSU-rRNA, 5.8S rRNA, LSU-rRNA). NCBI's taxonomy places the organism in Eukaryota, Metazoa, Arthropoda, Insecta, Hemiptera, Aphididae. The record is from RefSeq and is a predicted model, not a curated record. Gene Ontology annotation, cellular component: nucleolus; 90S preribosome.
AUGAAUAAUUUAACUGUUGAAUCUGAAAUUGAGUUAAAACAAGAUCUUAAGAAACUUUCAUUAGAAGAGCUUCGUAAAUUGAAAGAGAAAAUUGGAAAUGAAGUUUACCAAAAUGCUACUACUAAAAAACCAAAAUUAGGUUUUUAUACUAAACCGAUUAAACGAGAAAACAAAAACAGACCAUCUGAAAUAUCAUCUAAAAUUGACCCUUCUUUGAAUCUUGUCAAAAAACAUAAAUCUAAUAUUAAAACCAAAGUUGAAGAAACUAAAAGCAUUGAUCCUAGAUUUGAUUCUCUAUAUGGUGAAUUUGAUAAACGUGUUUUUGAACGAAAUUACAAAUUUUUAAAUGAUAUCAGAGAAAAAGAAAAGAAAAAGCUACAGAAAAAGUUGAAACAGAAGAGUCAUGAUGAAAAAAAUAAGCAGGUUAAAUUAUUAUUACAAAGAAUAGAAAAUCAAGAUAGAGAAAAACAAAAAAUGGAAGCUCAAGAAAAAUUAAAAUUGGAACAGAGACAAAAGAGAUUGGAUGUUAUUAAAGAUGGUAAAAAACCUCAAUUUUUAAGAAAACGAGAAUCAAAAAUAUUGCAAUUGGUUGGACAAUAUGAAGAUUUAAAAUCACAAGGAAAACUCACCAAGCAUAUUAAACAGAAGAGGAUUCGAAUUAUUGGGAAUGAAAAGAAAACAAUGUUCAACAAUUCAAUGGAAUAA